AUGCAGCCUAAGGACUCUGUCUCCAAAUCAGGAGGUGUAACUGUUAAUUUCCGUUCAGCAGAUGGUGUAUCAAAGAAUAAGGAUGACCAUUCCGCACAGUCCACUGAGUUUCAGGAGCCAAUCGCGACGUGGAAGGGCACGUCGCAGUCCGUACUCAAAUACAACGUGCGCUACCUCUGCCUCCUGGGGGUGUGGUCGCUCACACACUCGCAACUUUACCACCUUUUCAGCGGAACGGCUUUCCUGCUAGGGGUCAUCCACAUCGGGGUGGCCAUCUUCGGUUCCUACCUCUCCAGAGAUAAUAUCGAGGAGCUGACUCUGAUGCUGGCCAACCUGUUCAUAGUCUGCGGUGGCGUUACCAAACUGGUCUUCUUUCUCAAAGAUCGAAGUAUGUAUCGACGGCUUGUGUUGGUGACAGAUGAGAUUACUACCAGACAGCGCUCGUACUGCGAUCUUGAUCCUGCUCUCAAAUCUAUACUUACGAUCUCGGAGAGACUAGUGUCCCGUCUGACCCUCUUCGUGCCAGCUUACAUAGCGACAGUUUCCAUCGUCUGGGUACCCAUGCCCCUCAUAGCUUACAGCAACGAACGGAGACUGCCUUUCGUGCAACUCCCGAUGGUGAACGAAGUAAGCUCCUCCACGUACGCACUACUGUACGUCAUGCAGAGCGUCCCAUCAGUACUUUUCUUCAACAUUGGUUUUGGAGUAGACGUCUUCUUCGCGUGUGUCAUGAUCAAUGCAGCCACUCAGCUGAGGCUUCUGUUCCAUCGGAUUAGAGACCUACGAAUUGGAGGACGCGAUACUGUCAAAUCAACUGGUUCUUUGUGCUCUGAGUUUACAUUACGUAAGAAGCAUGAGAGAAUGUAUGAAGAACUAUGCACCUGCAUCCAAAUUCAUCAACAACUUGUAAGGUACCUCAAGUUCGUCGGGAAGGCGAUGGAUCCAAUUGCCAUGACGCAGGUUGUCUUCAGUGUCCUGAUCGCUUGCGUCACACUGUUCCAGGCCACAUAUAGUGCAGACAGCAACGCUGCCUUCAGAUGUGUGGCAUUCCUGCCAACACCGGGAGCUCAGGUUUUCUUGUACUGUUGGGGAGCUCACGAUCUCAUGGAGCAGAGCGAGUCGGUGGCGGAGGCUGCGUACAGCUGCGCCUGGGUGGAGGCCAGCGGGCGUUUCAAACGCGCGCUCUCCCUCCUCAUGUGUCGCGCGCAGAGGUCGCUGGUGCUUACAGCAGGCGGCCUGCUCCAGAUCAACCGGCCCACCUUCAUCUCGGUCAGUACUACAACACUAUGA
This is a messenger RNA of Schistocerca serialis cubense, 1290 nucleotides long. RefSeq names its product odorant receptor 43a-like. The transcript is spliced from 4 exons. NCBI's taxonomy places the organism in Eukaryota, Metazoa, Arthropoda, Insecta, Orthoptera, Acrididae. Gene Ontology annotation, biological process: detection of chemical stimulus involved in sensory perception of smell; sensory perception of smell. Gene Ontology annotation, cellular component: plasma membrane. The record is from RefSeq and is a predicted model, not a curated record. The coding region runs from base 1 to 1290 and encodes 429 amino acids. Gene Ontology annotation, molecular function: odorant binding; olfactory receptor activity.